AUGUCUGGUGGUUCUAUUCGUGGAGCAUCACAAGCUUUACAAUUGAGUCUUCAUUCGCUUCCAAAAAUUGUCUUUUCAAUAUCAUUUCUUUUGGAAAAUACUCGUAGUGAUAUGCCAACCUCUGUUUUCUUAUUAACAGAUGUCAGUUGCUCGAGCUGGGAAAGGUUACAAUUUGUCACUGAUGAAGAAAGAAUGGAUAAAAAAGUUAUUGGAAUGGUCAAGAAUGCAAUUAAAAAUGCGUUAACUGGUUUUAAAGUUAAAUGGAUUGACGACAACAUGCCAACAUCGAUUAUUCCAAUUCCUUGGAAUUCGUCGGAAAAAAAUGUAAUCAAGUUUUGUCAAGCUCCCAAUUCUAUUCCUGCUAUAUAUUUGGUAGAACCAGUAACUCUUCAGGAUCAAAAUACAUACCUUGGCUGCUCGGAAAUUAAUUCAGGAUUUGGAAAAAGAAACUUCAAAUCUGCAUGUGGCUUCCAAUAG
Ambispora leptoticha is the source of this 477-nucleotide messenger RNA. Lineage: Eukaryota; Fungi; Glomeromycota; Glomeromycetes; Archaeosporales; Ambisporaceae. The record is from the annotation of a GenBank genome assembly.